GACAAGGUGUUGGCCUUGCAUUUUGCAGAGAAUGAGUGUUGGGUGGUGGACACUUUUUGCAGCUGCCUUUGCCGCUGGAUUUCUCUUCUUUCAUGGUUUUGCUGCCACUGACACAGCUCCAAACUAUUCAUUCGUGCAUAAUGCGACGUCAGCUCCAACGGUAUCAUAUUACGACUACAUUGUUGUCGGUGGUGGCACCGCCGGGUGCCCAUUAGUCGCCACAUUAUCUCAAAAAGCCACCGUCUUGCUCCUUGAACGUGGUGGCUCCCCUUAUGGUAACCCCAACAUAACUAAAAUGACCAGGUUUGGAGCCGCCCUCUCCGAUCUUUCCCGGUCAUCUCCUUCACAGCGGUUCAUCUCUGAAGAUGGCGUGAUUAAUUCACGGGCACGGGUGUUGGGCGGCGGAAGUUGUCUCAAUGCAGGGUUUUAUACACGCGCCUCCACCGACUUUGUCAAGCAAGCUGGUUGGGAUGGACGAUUAGUAAAUGAGUCGUAUCAAUGGGUGGAGAAAUUGGUGGCAUUUGAGCCACCAUUGGGACAAUGGCAGUCAGCAGUAAGGGAUGGUUUGCUGGAGGCUGGGGUGUUGCCAUUCAAUGGCUUCACUUAUGACCAUAUUUAUGGGACCAAAGUGGGUGGAACAAUCUUCGAUCAACAAGGGUUUCGACACACAGCUGCUGAUUUAUUGGAGUAUGCUAAUCCCAGUGGACUCACUGUCCUUUUGCAUGCUUCUGUUCACAAAAUCUUGUUUGCAGUUGAAGGGAGAAAAAAACCGAAGGCUCGUGGAGUGGUUUUUAGAGACGCAAGAGGGGCAAAGCACAAAGCAUAUCUUAAAAAAGGAUCAAAGAAUGAGAUUAUUAUAUCGGCCGGAGCACUGGGAAGCCCACAGCUGUUGAUGUUGAGUGGAGUCGGGCCUGCAGAACACCUCAAGUCCCACAACAUCAGACUGGUGCUUGAACAACCACGGGUUGGUCAAGGCAUGUCUGAUAAUCCCAUGAACGCUGUGUUUAUCCCGUCUCCUAUUCCAGUUGAGGUUUCGCUUAUCCAAGUAGUUGGUAUCACUCGUUUCGGAAGCUAUAUUGAAGCUGCCGGCGGUGAAAACUUUGCCGGCGGUGCUUCCGCUCCUAGUAUGUUUUCACCAGAAGCCAUAACCGAAGCUGUCGAAUACAGGAACAAUCUUCAGGAGGCAGCACUUAGAGGUGGAUUCAUCAUAGAAAAAGUCACGGGACCGAUUUCGACGGGCCAUUUGGAGCUUCGAACACGAAAUCCGAACGAUAACCCAUCAGUUACCUUCAAUUAUUUCAAGGAUUCACGAGACCUACAAAGAUGUGUCCAAGGAAUUCAAACCAUUGAGAAAAUUGUUGAAUCCAAGCCUUUCUCUAAAUUCAGAUAUGACUUUCUGUCUUGGCCGGUACUUCUCAAUAUGACAGCCAAUGCUCCGUUGAAUUUGUUGCCCAAACAUUACAAUCCUUCGAUGCCAUUGGAAGUAUAUUGUAAGGACACUGUGAUGACUAUAUGGCACUAUCAUGGAGGCUGCCAAGUUGGUAAAGUUGUCGAUCAUGACUACAAGGUACUUGGUGUGGAUUCUUUGAGGGUUAUCGAUGGAUCCACGUUCAGCGUCUCGCCUGGGACUAAUCCUCAGGCCACCGUAAUGAUGCUUGGAAGGUACAUGGGGGUGAAGAUAUUGCGUGAAAGAGUAGCCAAUUAAGAAUCCAAGCAACUGAAGUUGGUUCGAUUUUCUUUGUUUUGAUUAAGAACUGAGUAUUUACUGGUGCAAAAUUUGAGGUUUAAACCAUAUGUCAUGAGUAACAGUUAUGAAUGCUUGACAUUGCAAAA
Messenger RNA from Hibiscus syriacus, 1833 nucleotides. RefSeq names its product protein HOTHEAD-like. The record is from RefSeq and is a predicted model, not a curated record. Bases 32 to 1705 code for a protein of 557 amino acids. The transcript is spliced from 5 exons. Gene Ontology annotation, molecular function: flavin adenine dinucleotide binding; oxidoreductase activity, acting on CH-OH group of donors. Lineage: Eukaryota; Viridiplantae; Streptophyta; Magnoliopsida; Malvales; Malvaceae.